GGAGCUAUAAGAGGUGGAGAUAUAAGAGGAGGAGAUAUAAGAGGAGGAGAUAUAAGAGGUGGAGGCACAGCGGCACCUCAGAGGAUCCACACACUUCUACUACGGGGAGAUGGAACCGGCAGCCAGCAGAAAGAUGGAGGUGGCGGCACUCGGCCGCCCGUUCAGCCUCGGGAUGCUUUACGACUGCAGAGAGGACUCACUGGUGCCUGGCUUGACACUUUGGAACUGUGAUGACUUGGGAAAAGAUACAAGAGAAAGACAACAAGCAAGCAGUGACUUUGAGAUAGUCGCAUCUGAAUCUAUUGCAGAUAAAUCUGCAGCGCUGAAAGUUGAAGCUUCUCUGAAAGCGAGUUUCCUGUGUGGACUGGUGAAGGUUGGAGGAUCGGCCAAAUACCUGAAUGAUCACAAGAAAUCCAGACAUCAAGCCAGAGUAACACUGAACUACAAAGCCACCACAAAGUUCCAGGAACUGUCCAUGAACCAUCUUGGAAGAGGAAAUGUGAAGCAUCCAUACGUCUUUGACAAAGGAUUAGCAACCCAUGUAGUCACAGGUAUUCUUUACGGGGCACAAGCCUUCUUCAUCUUUGACCGUGACGUGUCUGAAGAUGAGAAUCAUCAAGACAUUCAGGGUGACCUAAAGGUCAUGAUCGAUAAGUUCCCCAGCAUUAAGAUAGAAGGUGAAGGUUCCCUGAAGAUGGAGGAAAAGGACAAAGAGAAAGUUGACAAAUUCUCCUGCAAAUUCCACGGAGACUUUUCCCUUGAAGAGAACCCUGUGUCCUUCAGUGAGGCAGUAAAAGUCUACCAGAGUCUGCCAAGACUGCUGGGAGCCAACGGAGAGAACGCCGUACCAAUGACGGUCUGGCUGCUGCCGCUGGCAGGUUUAGAUUCUAAAGCUGCUAGACUUGUUCGUCAGAUAAGUAUACGAUUAGUUCAGGAAUCCCAAAGCGUCCUCGAGGACUUCAGUGAGCUGGAAAUGAGGUGCAAUGAUGCGUUGAACAACACCACUGCACAGAAGUUCCCACAGAUUGGAAAAAAGAUCAAAACCUUUAAAGAGAUGUGCUCUGAGUCCAGACAGGAUCUCCAACAAACUUUGGCAAAAAAACUUCCAUCAAUCCGAGGAGGAGGAGAAGAGGAAGCUGUGCUCACUGACAUCCUGAAGAAAAGACAUUCUUCUCCUUUCAACAGCAAAAAGCUCAACGAGUGGAUUGAAUGUAAAGAGAGAGAAAUCCACAUGUUGAAGUCUUUCACCAACAUCAUGAAAAACACAAAGAUCGUUACAUCUCAAAAUGAUCUUGAUGCAGAAAUUCUCAGUUCGGAACAUGUGAUGUGCUUUGUCUUCACCUCACUAGGAAGUCCUGACUCGUACCUCUCAACGUUAUCAAGCUACUUAAGACAAACAGAAGAGAACCCUCAAGAUACACACACUCAAGAUAUAGAGAAGGAACAAUGGUUCCUCUCCAACAAAAUAGCAGAUACAUUGAGGCUCAAAGUGAAGCUCUUCAGUGAUUUUGCAGUGGCCAACAAGGAGAACAAGAACAUUAAGUUCUUGACCUUGGGAUUAGCAAAUGAGGCACAGAAAGGUUCAAGCAUCUACCUUUAUAAAGACGGCUUUUCUGUCAGUGAGAACUUUGAGCCUCCUUCAAGGCCUGAAACGUUAACAGUAAGCGACAUAAACCACAACAGUGUGACGCUGAAGGUGUCUCCACCCAGAUUUGGAGCAGAGAACAUCACCUCCUACUCUGUUGAGUACUGUGUCAGUGGAGAAGAUGGAUGGAAACAGAAGGCAGCAUCCAGAGAUGAAGAAGUCCCAGUGAGCGGUCUGAGUCCUAACACCGAGUAUGUGUUCAGAUGCAGAGCGGUGACCUCAGCAGGUCUUGGACCAGCCAAUGAAGUCAGUGGUUCCAUUAGGACCUUACCCUGCAGCCCUCCUGGGAAACCUCAGGUUGAACCCAAUUCAACAGAGGCAUCAGUCAGCUGGGAGAAACCUGCUGAGCUCGGACAAGAUGUCCUCAUUCUGACCUACAUGGUGGAGUACGCAGAGACCAAAGACGGGGUGAAAGAGGAAGAUCUCCGAUGGAACCAAAUGAUGUCAACGGCUGAAAAGGCCGUCAUUUCAGGACUUCGGGCAGAGACGGAAUAUGCCGUCAGGGUCCGAUGUGAUUGCGGUGCAGCCGACAGAAGCAAAGAAAGCGUCACUGUUAAAGUCUACACAACAAAACGGGAAUUUGCACGUCUUGCAGAAUACCUUAAACACAUUAGCAAAAGAUUAACUUCUAAAUCUCCUUCAGUCUACAAACUACGUCUGACAGAAGAAGAUAUGAACAUAGACGGAUGCCGGUACUAUACCUUCGGCAAAGAAAGCAUGAGGCAAAAUCGCACAAUAAUGCUUCUUGGAGCGACGGGAUCAGGAAAGUCUACUCUGAUCAAUGGGAUGAUCAACUACCUGGUUGGUGUGGAGUGGAAGGACUCCUUCAGAUUUCAUUUGGUUGAAGAGGAUCAGUCGAGAUCUCAGGCUGAAAGCCAGACCUCUGAAGUCACCGUCUACAAAAUCAGCCACCAGGAGGGAUUUAAAAUCCCUUUCUCUCUGACCGUUGUGGACACACCAGGGUUCGGGGAUACAAGAGGAAUAGUGAGAGACCGCGAGAUCACCGAGCAAAUCAGGAGGCUUUUCACCUCCGCCAAUGGAGUCAGUGAGAUUGAUGCCGUGUGCUUCGUGACUCAGGCGUCUCUUGCGCGACUAACCGCGACCCAGCGUUACGUCUUUGAUUCCGUGCUGGCCAUCUUUGGUAAAGACGUGGCAGAGAACAUCGAGAUGCUGGUGACCUUUGCAGAUGGCAAGCAGCCGCCGGUCCUUGAGGCGAUUAGCCACUCUGGGGUCCCGUGUCCUAAGAACGAGAUGGGAUUUCCGGUUCACUUCAAGUUCAACAACUCGGCCUUGUUUGCAGACAAGAAGAGCAGCCUCGAUCUGGAUGGUGAUGAUGGGGACGAUGAUUUUGACCAAAUGUUUUGGAACAUGGGCGCCAAAAGCAUGGAGAGGUUCUUCUUGGCUUUAAAUAACAUGACAACCAAAAGCCUGCUGAUGACCAAAGAGGUUCUCAGAGAACGGAAGUGCCUCGAAACCGCCGUUGAAGGUUUGCAACCGCAAGUUAAAGCUGGAUUGGCAAAACUGGAAGAAAUCAAGUCGACAAAAGAAAAGAUUAAAGAGCACGAAACAGUGAUGACUUCAAAUGAGAACUUUGAGAUUGAGGUGGAGGUUAUUAAGCCGGUCAAAAGAGUGCUCACACAGAAAGGAGAGUUCAUUACCAACUGCCAGAAGUGUUCGAUAACGUGCCACUACCCGUGCGCGAUAGCUGACGACAGUCUCAAGCAUCGGUGUGCAUCGAUGGGUCAGUCUGGGAUGUGUACCGUCUGCCCGGGGAGAUGCGUCUGGAGCUUGCACUUCAACCAGACGUACAGCUGGGACUACGUCAAAGUGACAGAGAAGCAGACGCUGCACGAGCUGAAGGUGAAGUAUAAAAGAGCGACGGAGGAGAAGAUGACUGUGCAGGACCUGAUCGAGAGGCAGGAGGAAGAGAUCGCUCAGCUCCAGGACAUGAUAGUGUCCCUCAUGGACCAGUCCUCUCAGUCCAUAACCCGCCUGCAGGAGAUCGCCCUGAGGCCCAACCCGCUGACCACUCCGGAGUACAUCGACAUGCUGAUCGAGGGGGAGCGGUCCGAGGCCAAGCCGGGGCACCGGGCUCGAAUCCAGUCUUUGAUGGCGAUGAAGGACAAAGCCCACAUCAUCUCCAAGGUGUCCAAACGACAGAAACUCAGCCGGACGGAGGAGGAGCUGCACAGAGAGAACGAGGAGAGGAAAGAGAAAAAGGGUUGGGUCGAGAAAGUGACAAAUUUCUUUGGUCUUUAGGUAAAAACGUGACGUGGUGUGGUCGCCAUGACGACCUCAUGAAAAAUAAAUCAGAAAUCAGAGUACGGAUGAGCCAACGAAUCGUCAUUUGGAAGUGAUUGCAUUGGUCAUUUCCCAAUUUCAUUUUAUUGUUGAGAUGGCUAACAUAAGCUAGCUAGCCAGUUAGCAUGCAACUUUAUUUGUACUUGCGAAGAUGCCGACAUCAAACGCAGAAUUUUUCUUCUUUUUUACGUAAUUUAAUUGUUAGUUUGCUGCUUUUUCAGUUAAAGCUGCUAACGGUGAUGUUCUGAUUAGUUGAGCUUCAGUGCCUCAUUCAAUUAACAAUAAGGAUUUUAAUAAGAAUGAAUGAAGGAAUGAAAACCAACCCUCAUAAAAUAAAUACGUUGAAAAUAACUUUUUGCAUCGAUUUUGGACCCUUCCAAAGCUUCUUGUAGCCAAAUUGUUCUUUAAUUUCUAGAAAAUACAUAAAUAAUUUAAAUGUUGAGGUAUUGUAGUAAAUAUGCUCAUUUAUACUGAAAUAUAAUUACAAUGCAAUGACGUGAUAAUAAAUGAGACGAAGCCUUUCUUCAUGUCUCAUUGGUAUUUGUAUCUGUUUAGCUCCUCCCAUCAAACAUCCAGGUUUCUACCUGAGUUAAACUUUAAACGCUGUUUAGUGGAAGGUGAGAAGUUUAGUUUUUAAACCUCAUUAUGUGAUGUUGUCAUAUGUGUUAAGUUUAGUGUCUCUGAAAUUACUUUCAUAUAUAUAAGUGUUUACUUCAGAUUACUUCUGAAGUUGAUACAAUAUUACAUUAAAAGUACAUGAGUAAUAUUUGUAUGCUGUUUUCAUAACAAUAUGCUUGUAGAAGAUCAAGACUGUUUCAUUACAGACGUAAAUAAAAUGUAAUUAAACAAAGUUCUGAUUUCAGCUUCUUUAAUCCGUGAAAAAACAAAAACUGUAACAUCACUUUCUUCUUUUCAACGUGAGCAUAAAACCAAAGUCACAUCUCAGGAGCCAUCCCGUAAUAAGAGGUGAACACGAUUCAUUAAUGAGGAAUCAAACCUUCCAUCUUUGAGGAUUUUUGGUGCUCUGAAAAUAAAAUGUUUCAGAGUUUUAAGCGUUUUGUUAAAAAAGUGAUAAUAAAACAAAAACAUGGAAAAUGUGAUUUUUUUAUCGCGGUUUAACUUUUACGUUUGUUCUUGAAGUGAAUUUGACACAAAAUGAAUGAUUAUUAAACCAUAUUCACAUUUAUAUCCUUAUGUUUCUAAAUCAUAAAACACGUUUAGUCCGUGUUCCCUUUUCAAUAAAAACACUGAAUGGUUCCUGUUGCAUUGUGGGACGUCUUCGUGGUUGAAGGUCCCUUCGUAACACAUUUAACAUUUAGUUUGAGACAAAACAUCAAAGAACAACUUCGUCCUGUUGGGGGGUUUGUAGUAACAGACUCACCACUUACACUAUUGUACAUUAUUAUACACACUAUUGUACAUUAUUAUACACAUAGUAUUGUACACUUUUAUACAGUGAGGUUUGCGUCUCGACUUUUACUUCUUUUUGUAGAUUCUUUUUAAGGCAUAAAACAAAACAGCAUCAGAAGGAAACUUGAACAUCCGAUGAAUGAGAAGAGAAACAGAACAGAAAUAUAUAAAGACUAAAACCCACGGGUCCCUUUAGGCGCCAUCAUUUGUUCUCAUUUCCAGCCUUUGGCUUCUUUUCCUCCUCCAGUUGGCUACAAAUGUCAGAGGUCAAAGGUCGCCCUCAAAGUGGUGAAGCGGAUUUUAUUUUUAAACGCUGUGAUCAGACAGGAAGACUUUAAGUUACUGAUGGAAAACGAUCCUCAGCGGCGUUAGCGGUGCUCUGUAGCUAACGGGAUGCUAACGGGAAAGGAGACGCAAGCAAAAUGCCCUCCGGCACGUUUCGAAUGGAGACGGCGGGUUCCUCUCGCUGAGGCUUUAACGAGGAGGAAGAUCUGCUUCCGGUUCCUCAUCGCGUUCCAAAAGCACCUUUCUUCACACGCUGCUCUCCAAACGAUGCGUUCAGGGGAUGUCAGACAUUGCAGGUUUAUAAUGACAUCGCUCUGCUCUUAGUCUCCGCCUCCUGUCACGCCUCGACAGGAGGCGACUCGAUAAUGACCUCAAGCCCUCUUAUUAGCAUUUUAAGUCUAUUCCUUAUAACUAACAAUUCAAGUCGGUACUUUUUAAAUAUGACGGUGGCCGGACGGCUUUCCAUUGAACACCGAGCCCCUUCGACCCCAAUCAAGAGAAUUAUCACAAAAUCAGCAGAUGGAAUGUCGAAAAAAAUAAAAAUAAUCAAAUGAUUGAAAACAAAAGCUUUUGUGCUGCUUUCAGGUCUGAAUUAAUCUGUGGGAAAUACGAACCACUGACAGGCAACGAAGAAAUGAGCCUUUGGAGUAACAUUGUCGGAGGUUUUUUACUAAAGUACUUUAACGCGUCGCCGCGGUAACGUCAUACGUCACAUGUCUGUUUGACCCGAUGGAGCUUCAGACCGCGGGGGG
Molecule: messenger RNA, 6393 nt
Organism: Gasterosteus aculeatus aculeatus (three-spined stickleback)
Lineage: Eukaryota; Metazoa; Chordata; Actinopteri; Perciformes; Gasterosteidae
Molecular function (GO): GTP binding; protein binding
Source: RefSeq, a predicted model, not a curated record